GCUCUGGCGUGUAGAGAUGGGCUUUUUACUGUGAAUUUUCACACGCGCCUGUCUGGAGGAAAGCGGUGAUCGUCUGCCAGCGGAACGGUGACAUUUUGCGACUCGCACUACCUGCGUGGAGUGGGGACUGCGUUAAUGGCUCCGCCACCGGUCUACGGGUUUUUUGACAGCGUGGAGCGUUCUGUAGGUGGGAGCCGGUUAUUUCAAGCGGUUUGAACUGCGGGCGGUUUCCAUGGUUUCUCGCACCGAGUGGAGGCCGAUCUCCUAGAGGGAGGGAGAGAGAGACGGAGAGAGAGAGAGAGGGAGUGCGUUUCAACAGAGCGUGGGUAGCCAGGGACACCACAGACGCACUCUGGAGUGUGUUCACCGGCGUUUUUAUUUCACAGCUAAAAUCCUCUGUUGGAACGAUCCGGAGAUUAACGUCUUGACAUUUUGGUGGUUCACGUCACGCCGACCGGCUCCCGAUUGCAGCCCAGAUUUACUGGACACAAGCUGCCAAAAUUUGAAUUGCUCAGACUUUUUCAGCUGCGCCCGUUUUGGGAGGCCCGCGUGGGCGUCUGGCCUCCGCUCUACGUCCUCCGGGGUACGGUGAUCAUCCUCCAUCGGUCGACCAUUUCACACACGACCGUCUGAAGGACCGCUCUCUCUCUGAAGAUCUAGGAUCGGCUGUCAGAGGAACAAAGAGGAGGCGUCGCCGAAACGCAGAGGAUGAGUGACAUGGAGACUGAGGAGGCAGUUGCCGUGGCGACCGAGAACAACAGCAGCAUGGCAGGGACGGACAGGAGCUCCUCCCUGCCCUCGGCCCCCGGUGAGGAGAGUCUGCAGGAGGAGCCAGGCUCCGGGGCCCCCAGGGGCCAGCAGGAGGUGCCGGAGGGCCGGGGAGGAGGAAACCCAGAGCUGGAGGAGGAGCUCGAUGACCCCGCCCCCCUGGAGGAGCAGGUGGAGGACGAGGAAGAGGAGGUGUCUUCAGAGGAGGAGGAGGAGGAAGAGGCGAGAGAGGCCAAUAAGGAGAAUGUAACGACUCCCCAACCGAAAGAACACAGCGGAGGUUUCCAUGACAACACGGCUGGCAACCACAGGAACGCGGAGAGCAGUGGGAACGCACGCUCUCCGGAGGCAGAGGAAGCGGGCGGGGCCUCCCGGCAGGAGGACAGGGAGGCGCAGGACAGGAGGGAGAAGCGGCGGGAGGCCGAGGAGGAGCUGCAGGACCUGAAGAAGAGGAGGGAGGAGAGGAGGAAGGUGCAGGAGGAGGCGGAGAAACAGAGGAAAUGGGAAAUGGAGGAGAAGAAAGCCAGGGAGGAGGAGGAGAAGAGGAGGAUGAAGGAGGGGAUCGACAGGAGGAGGGCGGAGGCCGCGGAGAAGAGGCAGAAGAUGGAGGGGGAAGCAGGGAAGCGAUUCACCUGCGUCACUCCGAGGGGGUCGGCCCUGAAGAUUGGGGACAGGGCAGAGUUCUUGAACAAGUCUGCCCAGAAAAGUACAGUGAAGAUGGGGCACACGCCAAUCAUCUCCAAGAUCGACGACAGACUUGAGCAGUACACCACUGCCCUGCAGUCCCAGAGGGAUUCUCGGCCCCUGCGGCCCGCUCUGGACCUGCCCGUGGUGACGGAGGGGAUCCGCAGCCUGAAGACGCGCUGGGAGGAGGGGGACACGUACGGCAGCGUCAACAUCAACAAGGAAUCGGCCCAGGUGAAUAUCGGCGUGGCGGGGCUCAUCAGCGACUGGCUCAGCAAGACCCCUGAGGGCCCCAAGUCCCCCGGAGUGGCCCCUGCUGACCUGAAACCUGGUGAUGUCACAAACAAGCGCAGCCUAUGGGAGAACAGGAGCUCCCCAGCGAACACACCCCCCGGAGACGCCAGCAAGCCCGUCGCCAACGGAAAGACCCCGGUUUGACCGCUGCACAUUCAGAAUUCGGUUUCCAAGCGUGAACGAUGGUUUUGCUGCUCAGGUCUGGGGUUGCUAAGCGGAUCCACGACGUUGGCUUCGCUUCAGGGCACAUCACCCAAACUGUUCCCCGACGCCGCAAAAGGAAGAAUUUGUGGAAAUGUAUUUAAAAGUUACCCUCCCGGAAUUCACGCGUUUCUUUACCCCGCCUGUAAGCACAACAACAACGGAAAUACGAGCUGCGCGCUGUCAUGGAAACGAGUGAUGACCGUUCUACUUUCUCAGAUAUGAAACGGCCAGCCCUUGCAACCGUUAAAUCUGCAGAGCAACUGUAAUCCAGUGUAAUACCCUGGCAUUCUCUAAACAUAUGCGGCCAUAAUUAUUUAAAUAACUUGUUGAAAUGAUAUUAACUGUGCCUGGAAUAAAUGAAACGGAACACAUACCAGAGACAGUACAGGAUCUCUCUUCUAAGCUCUUUGCACAUACUACACAACACAGCUUGCGCAACACACUAAACAUUCCCCAGUCUUGAUGAAUCUAAAAGCCUAACUAAACCGUUCCACAUUUACAUGUGCUUCAGGUGUGAUGGGACCGUUUGAAUUGUCGUUUAUUCACAUUCGUUUUAUGAAGUCAUGUAUGUAUUGUACAGGCAUCAAGUUAUGUGAGGUGCAUUUCGGGCUGGUUAUUGUUUCUGUGUUAUUGGUACGCACACUGUCGCAGAUGGCUUCAUACAAGACCAAUGCUACGUCAACGUUGUAUCAUUGAUUCUGCAAGGUGAAUAAAUGUAUACAUGCCUACAA
Conger conger (European conger) is the source of this 2681-nucleotide messenger RNA. Its product is annotated as caldesmon, smooth muscle-like. Bases 709 to 1890 code for a protein of 393 amino acids. Gene Ontology annotation, molecular function: myosin binding; calmodulin binding; actin binding. Gene Ontology annotation, cellular component: actin cytoskeleton. The transcript is spliced from 13 exons. Gene Ontology annotation, biological process: angiogenesis; muscle contraction; actin filament bundle assembly. The record is from RefSeq and is a predicted model, not a curated record. NCBI's taxonomy places the organism in Eukaryota, Metazoa, Chordata, Actinopteri, Anguilliformes, Congridae.